This is a messenger RNA of Eucalyptus grandis, 2288 nucleotides long. Its product is annotated as NF-kappa-B-activating protein. Lineage: Eukaryota; Viridiplantae; Streptophyta; Magnoliopsida; Myrtales; Myrtaceae. Gene Ontology annotation, molecular function: chromatin binding. Gene Ontology annotation, cellular component: nucleus. Gene Ontology annotation, biological process: regulation of gene expression. The record is from RefSeq and is a predicted model, not a curated record.
CCCUCGUCGUACAAACAACACCCACGAGCGCCGACGCUCCAUUUCCAUCCUUCGCAAUCGCCGACGAUGGGAGGUCCAUACUCCGGCGCCGUCUCCGGCCGCCGGGACCGCUACCACGGCGAGGACGGCCGCCGCCGCCACAGCCCCGAAUCGGAUCGCCCCGCCGAGUACCGCCGCCGCCGCAGCCCCUCAUACGAGUCCUUCGACCGCCGCGACGACCGCCGCGGCCGCGAGCCCGAUCGCCGCGACCGCCGUGGCCGCAGCCCCAGCCUCAGCCCCUCGUACGACGAUCGCUACGACGACCGCCGCGACGGCUCGGGCCAGCGGCGCCGACGGGGUUCGCCCCGCGCCUCGGACUCCAGGAGGAGCCCUAGGGCAGACGGAGCCCUAGAUUCGUUGCCCAGGCAAUUCGGGAAGAAGCGGCCUUACCUCGAUCGCGAUUAUCGGGGCAACGGUAGGUUCUCGGAGUCGGACUCCGAUGAGGAGCUGAAGGGGCUGAGUACGGAGGAGUACAGGAGGCUGAAGAGGCAGAAGAUGAGGAAAGCCAUGAAGUUCUGUAUCUGGAAUUGCACCCCGAGCCCACCGCGGUACGAGGGGGAUGAAAUGGAGGAGAAAGCGGAGGAGAUUGAUGAGAAGUACGGGGAAGAUUUGGAGAAGAGCGACUCGAGCGGGAAAGAGGAUGGAAAAGCGAAGGGGAAAGGAAAAUCUAAGUCCGAUAGCGAGGAGUCGAGCGACAGUGGGGCGGACAGCGAGUCGGAGCCGAGUGCUUCUGGUUCGAGGAAGAAGAAGAGGAGUUCAAGUUCUAAGCGCAGGAGCAGGGAAUUGUCUGGAACUGAGAGCGAAUCUGAGAGCGAGAGGGAGAGUGAGUCUGAUGAUCCUGCAUCGAAGAAGAAGAAGAAGGGUAAGAGUUCGUCUUCGAAAGGGAAGAGUGGGAAAGUGCGUGAUACCGAGAAUGAAUUGGAGAGCCAAAGUGAAUCGGAGGAUUCCUCUUCGAGGAGGAGGAAGAGGAGGUCGAGUUCUAAAAGGAGGAGCAAGAGAGAGCGUGAUAGCGAGAGUGGAUCGGAGGUUGAGAGCGAGAAAGAAUCAGAUGAGGAAGAGGAUCGAAAAGGGAAGAAAAGAUCCAGGAAACGGUCUAGUAGGCGGACAAGGAGUGAAAGAAGUAGCAGGCGACGAAGCAGUAGGAAAAGCAAGAGGAGAUAUAGUGAAUCUGAUGAUAGCGAGGGUGAAGAUAGCAAGCUGAGGAUUCUGAUGUCAACAAAGAAGGACACGGGCUCAUCAAGAUUGGGCAAGAAAAGUCACAGUCGGAGUAAGAGUGGUCUUGAGGAUGAUAGCGAUGUUUCGAAUUCGAGCGAGAGACCACAAUCUGAGCCUGAUCUGAAUGGUUUAGACAGUGAGGUCAAGGCUGAGAUCGAUGCAGAAGCACUCAUGUUCAAGGAGAUGAUCGAGUCCCAGAAGAAGCCAGCCUUGGAUAACGAGCCAGUGGUUGGUCCCAUGCCGCUGCCAAGAGCUGAGGGGCACAUUAGUUAUGGUGGGGCUCUUAGGCCUGGUGAAGGUGAUGCUAUUGCGCAGUAUGUUCAGCAAGGGAAGCGUAUCCCGCGGAGAGGUGAAGUCGGUCUUUCUGCAGAGGAGAUUCAGAAGUUUGAGGGUCUUGGGUAUGUGAUGAGUGGUAGCAGGCAUCAGAGGAUGAAUGCCAUCCGUAUUAGGAAAGAAAACCAGGUUUAUAGUGCUGAGGACAAGCGUGCUUUGGCCAUGUUCAACUAUGAAGAGAAGGCGAAGCGUGAGCAUAAGGUCAUGGCUGAUUUGCAGCGGUUGGUGCAGCGUCAUAUUGGGCAGGAUAUUGGCCCUACUCAUGAUCCUUUUGCUGGAAAAGCUGCUGAUGGUCCUGAGGCUUGAUAAACAUGGAUCGGUGAUUCUAUGACAGGGCUUCCUUGACGACGGUGAUGCUGCUAAGAUCCGUGCCUUGUCUUAUGAAGCUGUUCUCACUCUUCGUGAUAGCGUGUAUAUCUCGACGGGAAUGUUCAAGCAUUGAGCAGCAGCGUACAUCAUACGGAAACUGUCUGCUUCACUAGAUUGUCAUAAUAUAUUUCUUUUGGCUAGUUCUUGUUUUUGGCUAGUAUGGAAGGAAAUAAUCAACCAACGUGUAAGCCCACCGUCUCCGACUAUUUUGUGUCCUUAGCCCGUUCCUCCUGUAUUUGCUGCAACAGCUAUUUAGCUUUGCGAGUGACGUGAUAUUUUUCAUGCUACAGUUCAGCAGUCGGCAACAAUAUUUGAUGUCCCCUUCCCUUUUA